AUGGCGUGGGCGACUGCGCAGUUCUACAUCCCGUCUGGCAUCGCCAUCAGCCUAGACGGCGGCGCGCUGUUUGUGGCGGACCUCGCCAACCACAAGAUCCGGCGGGUGGAGGUGGCGACGGGAGAGGUGACGACGGUCGCGGGCAGUGGCACCAGGGGCAGCGCUGAUGGCGUGGGCGACGCGGCGCAAUUCAACGGCCCAGCUGGCAUCGCCAUCAGCUCAGACGGGAGCACGCUGUUGGUCAGUUCGGGAGAUGGCUUCCGCCAGGUCUGCGUGGCUGCGCCUCCUCCGCCUCCCUCCUUUGCCCCGAUCUUUGUUCCGCCUUCGAGCCUUGCAGCUGACCUCGCAAAGACGUGGGGCGACAAAACCCUCCCAGAGGGGAAAGUCACCUUCCUGGUCGGCGACGACCUGGAGCGCAUCGAGCACGUGAGCAAGAACGGUCCUUUCAUCAAGCACGAGGAGGGCGGCAGGGCGCAGCGCGCGCUCGACUUGCGGGAGCUGGCGCAGAUGUACCAGGUGCCGCGCCUCGAGCUGCUCUGCGCGCAGGCGCUGAAGGAGAGCGUCGCGCCGGCGACCGCCGUGCCGCUGCUCGAGGCGGCGCACACGCGCAGCGGCGGCGUGGAGCAGCUGCGCGACUUUGGCGUGGCCAAGGGGCUGCUCGGCGACGCGCUCGACCAGGUGGCGGAGCUCAAGGGCGCGAUGCACGCGCUCCGCGUCGCGGAGAGCUGA
Molecule: messenger RNA, 729 nt
Organism: Emiliania huxleyi CCMP1516
Lineage: Eukaryota; Haptophyta; Isochrysidales; Noelaerhabdaceae
Exons: 3
Coding region: 1-729 (242 amino acids)
Source: RefSeq, a predicted model, not a curated record